Messenger RNA from Chelmon rostratus (copperband butterflyfish), 3955 nucleotides. RefSeq names its product LARGE xylosyl- and glucuronyltransferase 2 (gene large2). The transcript has 16 exons. The record is from RefSeq and is a predicted model, not a curated record. The coding region runs from base 653 to 2905 and encodes 750 amino acids. NCBI's taxonomy places the organism in Eukaryota, Metazoa, Chordata, Actinopteri, Chaetodontiformes, Chaetodontidae. Gene Ontology annotation, biological process: protein O-linked glycosylation via mannose. Gene Ontology annotation, molecular function: xylosyltransferase activity; glucuronosyltransferase activity.
CACAGCGGACGCCGACCGGCCCGUGAAUCAGCAGCGGACCCGCAGACUGAAGCCCGGCCAGCCUCCGGCGGCAGUCCUCGCUCCUCCAGCCCGGGCGCGGUGCACCGUCCUGGGGGUGACCUGCGCUCAGACUGAGCCUGUUUCUCCGGAGCUGUGCAGCCUGUGAGCGCGGCUCUGCUUCACCACCUGGCCUCCCCCUCCACCUUCCCUGCAUGUGUGUUUGUGUGCGCGCGGCCGUGUGAGGACAGUUCAGCUGAGCUGUUGGUGGGAGUUUUUCUCUCUCACACACACACAGAGAUCACACACACACACACACCUCUGGAUUGGAGGCAAUGCCCCCUCCUCCUGCUGAGCUUUCUUCCUGUUUCUGGGUGGAUUUUUGACUGGUUUACAGACCUCCUGGAUUGGGAUAUGGAGUGAUCCACCGCGCAGAGCAGCAGUGGAGGAAACAGCGUUCAGAGCUACAGACAGACUGGAUUUUCUCCCGGAGGCCCCCGCCGGAGUCGUCGACCGGGACUGAGCAGCUUCUCGUCACAGUUUGCCCACACGGGGAUUCACAUCUGCGAAUCUGAUGAAAGGAUGCUGCAGGGACCCGACGAGGGACUGAGCCCCACCUGAACCCCCUCAGAGCCCUCAGCGCCGCCGUCCCAUCAUGAACCUGCUGUGUCGCGGGCGCCUCAAGCUGCUGGUGGCGUCUCUCACGGCCGUCGUCCUGCUCACCUGGCUCUACCUGCUGGCUGGAAACCUGGAGAAUGGACGCUCCCUCCUCCUGGCUCCCUGUCUGGCCGACACGCCGGCAGCACGAGUCCUAGAGCGAGCCGUCCUGGAGUCUCGGGUUCGAGAGGUGGAGGAAGAGAACCGGCAGAUCCGCUUGCAGCUCAGCCAAUCGCAAGGCACUGCCGCCCAGCUGCCGGACGGUAACUAUGGCAACCAGCAGUGGGGAGCCUCCGCGGACACGGGACCGGAGGACGGGGACAACACGGCAGAGGAGAAGAACAACCACACCGAGUGUCCCCGAUCGCCCACCGUCCAGAAGUGUGAGCUGAUCCAUGUAGCGUGCGUUUGUGCCGGUCACAACGCCAGCAGAGAUGUGGUCACGCUGGUCAAGUCCGUCCUCUUUCACAGGAGAAAUCCUCUUCACUUUCAUUUCAUCACAGACACAGUAGCCAAUCGCAUCCUGAGCUCUCUGUUUCAGUCCUGGAUGGUCCCAUCUGUGCAAGUCAGCUUCUAUGAUGCAGAUGAACUCAAGUCCGAGGUGUCGUGGAUACCCAACAAACAUUACUCAGGUAUUUACGGCUUGAUGAAGCUGACGCUAACCAAAGCUUUGCCCUCAGACCUGUCAAAGGUCAUCGUCCUGGAUACGGACAUCACCUUCGCCACCGACAUCGCUGAGCUCUGGGGCAUUUUUAGGAAGUUCACCGAGAAGCAGGUGAUCGGCCUGGUGGAGAACCAGAGCGACUGGUACCUGGGGAACCUGUGGAAGAACCACAAACCCUGGCCCGCGCUGGGACGAGGCUUCAACACAGGAGUCAUUCUUCUCUACCUGGAGCGACUGCGGCGAAUCGGAUGGGAGCAGAUGUGGCGGCUGACGGCUGAGAGGGAGCUAAUGAGCAUGCUCAGUACAUCGCUGGCUGAUCAGGACAUCUUCAACGCCUUCAUCAAGCAAAACCCCGUCCUGGUGCACCAGCUCCCCUGCUUCUGGAACGUUCAGCUGUCGGAUCACACUCGCUCCGAGCAGUGCUACACAGAGGUGUCAGACCUCAAGGUGAUCCACUGGAACUCUCCAAAGAAGCUCCGCGUGAAGAACAAACAUGUGGAGUUCUUCAGGAACCUCUACCUGACGUUCUUAGAGUACGACGGAAACCUGCUGAGACGAGAACUGUUCGGCUGCCCGAGUCAGGCCAGUCCAGAGAGCGUGCAGCUGCAGGCGGCUCUGGAGGAGCUGGACGAGGACGACCAGUGCUACGACUUCCGGCGGGAGCGGCUCACGGUUCACCGGGUGCACCUGUACUUCCUGCAGUACGAGUACACGCCCGCCGAGGACGACACGGACGUCACGCUGGUGGCCCAGCUGUCCAUGGACAGGCUGCAGAUGCUGGAGGCCAUCUGUAAGCACUGGGAAGGUCCCAUCAGCCUGGCGCUCUACAUGUCCGACGCCGAGGCUCAGCAGUUCCUACGCUACGCUCAGGCCUCGGAGGUCCUCAAGAACCGCAAGAACGUCGGCUACCACAUCGUCUACAAGGAGGGACAGUUCUACCCCGUCAACCUGGUGAGGAACGUGGCCCUGAAGAACGCCAACACGCCGUACGUGUUCCUGACCGACGUGGACUUCCUGCCGAUGUACGGCCUGUAUGAUUACCUCAGAAAGUCUGUGGUUCAGCUGGACAUGGCUCACACCAAGAAGGCUCUGGUGGUCCCAGCCUUCGAGACGCUUCGUUACCGUCUGUCCUUCCCCAAAUCCAAAGCUGAGCUGCUCUCCAUGCUGGACAUGGGGACUCUCUACACCUUCAGGUAUCAUGUGUGGCCCAAAGGUCACGCUCCUACCAACUAUGCCAAAUGGCGAACAGCCACCACACCUUACAAGGUCGAGUGGGAGCCGGACUUCGAACCGUACGUCGUGGUGAGACGAGACUGUCCCGAGUACGACCAGCGCUUCGUGGGCUUCGGCUGGAACAAGGUGUCCCAUGUCAUGGAGCUGGAUGCGCAGGAGUACGACUUGAUGGUCCUGCCCAACGCGUUCAUGAUCCACAUGCCCCACGCUCCCAGCUUUGACAUCUCCAAGUUUCGCUCCAGCUCCAGUUACCGCAACUGUCUGAACACCCUGAAGGACGAGUUCCACCAGGACCUGUCCAGGAAGUACGGCUCAGCAGCUCUCAAGUACCUCACGGCCCAGAGGAACAUCUAACAAGCAGAACUGCUGAGAGCCAGCGAGUCCGUCAGCCUCCGAGCUCCUGACCGGCGAGGCCCGAGAGCUCGGACGUGUACUGAUGACGCAGCGCUGUGCUGCUGGCCGCCUCGCCGCGGAGCGCAAACAAUGACGGUAAAGCUUUACAGCCCCUUUGAACAUUAUCGGGCUCCUGUGCAUUAAUUCUCCAGUCGACUCCACCUCGAGGUGGCCGAGGACGAGAUGCGGAGACGACAGACCGGACUGGGCUGAACGUGGCGAGCGAUGACUGUGGAUACUGACGGGACUAGCUUUAAGGCGGGAAAUAACAACCAUAUUCUUAUAACUUGUUCUGACAAUCAGGGCUUUUUCCAGAAGACACGUGAUGGACCGGUCCGUCCACGCGGACACGUGGACUCGACGGGACUCGUGUAGUUUGGGGAAACGUUUGAAAGAGAAGACUACGUUUGAUGGUUUGUGUGAGGCCAGUCGAACUGGAGAAAGAGUUAAGCCUUAUCACGUUCCCUGUAUUUACGGAGAUAUUUAAUACUUUCAUUUCUCUUUUUUUUCCGAUGGAAAUCAGAACCAAUGAAUAACAAACGUUGGCAUUUCCAGUGUUUUGAUUACGACUUUGCAUAAGAAUCAGUUUAUUUUUCCUUUCUAUAUUUUCUGACCUCUUUUAAACAAACUCCAUCACGUCCCAGUGGAGUUGGUUCAGAUUUUCUGUGAGCUUCAGGGAUGUGCUUCGUAUGUGUGUGCGAGCGUCUGAUCCAGCUGCGUCGCCCGGCUCGUCCUCAACGCGCUUACCGACCGUCGUCAGUGUCAUUCCCGCUUUUGUCUCGAUCACGUAUUCGCUUGCAUGUAAAGAGUGGCGCUACAUGCCAUUUUUAGGGUUUUUCCCCAUCAUCCAUCCCUCUGAAAGAAGCAAAACUCUAUCAAUGAUAUCGGAUUUAUCAUUAAUGAUCGGGACCAACUCACGCGACCAACACCGACACCUUACAGUGAGUCGCUACAAGUGAAGCUAGCGGCUCUGAACGAAGCUGCUCCGCUCGGACGAAGGGCAGGUUUUUU